AUGGCUUCCUCGUCGAGCAACGUUGUCGGCGUACACUACCGCGUCGGCAAGAAGAUCGGAGAGGGUUCCUUUGGUGUCAUUUUCGAGGGCACCAACCUCCUGAACAAUCAGCAGGUCGCCAUCAAAUUCGAGCCGCGUAAGAGCGAUGCUCCCCAACUGCGAGAUGAGUAUCGCACGUACAAGAUUCUUGUUGGAUGCCCCGGCAUUCCCAAUGUCUACUACUUCGGACAGGAGGGUCUGCACAACAUCCUAGUUAUCGACUUGCUCGGUCCCUCUCUCGAGGACCUUUUCGACCACUGCGGCAGAAGGUUCACGAUCAAGACCGUCGUUAUGGUCGCCAAGCAGAUGCUUUCGAGGGUGCAAACCAUCCACGAGAAGAACCUCAUCUACCGCGACAUCAAGCCCGAUAACUUCCUGAUCGGCAGACCAGGCACCAAGGCUGCCAACGUCAUUCACGUUGUAGAUUUCGGUAUGGCGAAGCAGUACCGUGACCCCAAGACGAAGCAGCACAUUCCCUACCGCGAGCGAAAGUCCCUUUCCGGUACCGCCAGAUACAUGAGUAUCAACACCCAUCUGGGCCGCGAGCAAUCCCGACGCGACGAUCUCGAGGCCCUCGGUCACGUUUUCAUGUACUUCCUCCGCGGCGGCCUUCCCUGGCAGGGUCUGAAGGCUGCUACCAACAAGCAGAAGUACGAGAAGAUUGGCGAGAAGAAGCAGACGACCCCCAUCAAGGACCUCUGCGAAGGCUUCCCCGAGGAGUUCAACAAGUACCUGACGUACGUCCGCAACCUCGGCUUCGAGGAUACCCCCGACUACGACUACCUCCGCGAGCUCUUCACACAGGCCCUGAAGAACACCGGCGAGGUCGAGGAUGGCGAGUACGACUGGAUGAAGAUUUCCAAGGACUCAGGCAAGGGAUGGGAUGCCAUGAAGGGCCACAACCCCGGAUAUCUGCACAACCCAAAUGCUCGACCCGGCCCGUCCCAGAUGGAGCUGCACAGCGGCCAUCGGGGCGGUGCUGCGACCCCCCACAACCAAGCACAGAACCUUACUGUCGGCCGUUUAAACGCCGCGCAACCCCCGCCUCCUUCUCCGAUCAAGCAGAUGGCGAAAUCGAGAGGUCAGCCAAACGCCCCCGGCGCAUUGAAUGCGAACCGGGGCAGCGGAGCCGGGGGUCUCCGGGACAUGGCCACUCCCACCGGCUCAACUCAGGCCCAGUUUCAGAACAGCAACCGCAACCUUCCUCAGAACGUCCCUCAGCAAACACCGAUGAACCAACAGCAGGCCCAGCCUAACGGCCGGCCAGCUGAGCCUCAGCCAACAGGCUUCCAAAAGUUCAUGAAGGUGCUCUGCUGCGGUUAG
Molecule: messenger RNA, 1362 nt
Organism: Colletotrichum siamense
Lineage: Eukaryota; Fungi; Ascomycota; Sordariomycetes; Glomerellales; Glomerellaceae
Product: Casein kinase I-like protein 1
Exons: 5
Coding region: 1-1362 (453 amino acids)
Biological process (GO): peptidyl-serine phosphorylation; signal transduction; endocytosis
Cellular component (GO): nucleus; cytoplasm
Molecular function (GO): protein serine/threonine kinase activity; ATP binding
Source: RefSeq, a predicted model, not a curated record